UGCAGCCGUUAGUGGGGCGCGGGGAAGAGUGCUGCUGCUGGGGGGACCCAGUGCCUCUCACUCAUUACGGCUCCCGGACUGGUGGCCCCAAGCUGGGCCCGACUCCACUCCCACCGCCACCAUGGACAAACUCAAAUGGUCCAAGGGACUCAGGAUAAGACUGCGGGCCGAGGGGCGACUGAAAGUGCACCCCAAGAUGGCCAUAGAGGCAGUCCAUUACCUAGUUUCCGGGUCCGGCAUGUUGAAGAUCAGCAGGCUGCUUUUUGUCCUGGGAGCAGCCAUCAGCUUUAUCAUCGCACCAGCCCAUGAAUCCUACAUAGCCAUCCUGCUACUGGAAUGCUGCAUAGUUCUGUCAUUCAUUAUAAUAUAUGUGUUAGGUCUACACCACUUGUUAGUGUGCAUAUUAUGGCCGGCAUUUGAUAUUUUGAACUGUUUACUUACUGCGGGUUUCCUUAUAAUUGUUGGCAUCCUGGUUCUCUGGGAAGAGGGAACAGAUGAGUACAUCAUAAGUGGAGCAGCUUGCUGUUUUAUGGCCGCGGGUCUAUGUAUCCUUGAGGUGUCUUGCCAGGGAGGCAGCAUAUGGUAUAAGAGAUGGAAGGAAGCGGUGAAAGAGAAGAUGUUAGCAGUAAACGAUGUAAAAAAAGAGUCUUCCGAGUUAGCCAAAGAGAAGGCAGUGGCAGAAGAAUUAGUGGCAAAGGCAGUGGCGGAGGCAGCAGCAACAGUCAGGCAAACACCACCAAAAAAACCUGCAUCAGCAAAGUGAACAGAGCAGCCCUCCAAGAUUGUCAAUUUUCAGAACUCUGGUUCAUUACGCUUAAUAAUCAGUGCUCACAAAGCAUAAGAACA
Molecule: messenger RNA, 846 nt
Organism: Sarcophilus harrisii (Tasmanian devil)
Lineage: Eukaryota; Metazoa; Chordata; Mammalia; Dasyuromorphia; Dasyuridae
Product: CKLF-like MARVEL transmembrane domain-containing protein 1
Exons: 4
Coding region: 122-763 (213 amino acids)
Cellular component (GO): membrane
Source: RefSeq, a predicted model, not a curated record